GUGUAUAUUUGAAGCGCACCUUUUCUGUUCGUCACGUGACCAGAAGCCUGCUGCCACCCCAGAGAAGGACGCCGGUGUCGUUAAAGCCAUGAGCCAGCUGAUCUGGAACUAAGCCGCCACCGACGGCGUGCUUACGUGCGUCGGUGCUCGUCUUUUUAGUGUCUUUGUCGUCAUGGCCGUGAGAGCCGCCGCGGAGGGUUUGACGUGGCGCCGCUUGAGGUGUUUACGCAUGCAGACUGUCAUGGCGGCGGUCGGCAGGCGAGAGUGCAGUAAAGUAGCGACCCAACAAGACGCAGGCCCUCAGAGGUCAAAGUUCAGGCCGGCGCCCAGCUCCACACACGACUGGAUCGGCCCCCCCAACCCUCUGUCCAACCUGCGACCCGUGAUCUACCGCGUCCCCGAGAACGAGUCCGAGCUGGAGGGACGCUUGAGAACUCUGAGGCAGGACACCGAGGACUGGAACCACCGCUUCUGGACCAAGCAGAAUCUCAGCUUCAGCAAGGACAAAGACGCUUUCAUCGCCUCCCAGCUGAAGGUCCAAGGGUUGUCUGAGCGAGACGGGCAAGGACGGCGUCGCGCUCUGAGCAGCGAAGAAAUGGCCGUGUUCUACAAACGCUUCUUGGACAUAAACAAAGAGCGACACGCUAACUACAACAAGGAGUGGUAUCGCCGCAACUUCGCCAUCACCUUCCUCAUGGCCCGCGUCGCCAUGGGCAACCUGUGGAGGAGCGUCACCAAUAAACACAACAGAUCUCAAACCUAACCGCUCACCUGUCCAGCGUCUGUUCCUUUGUCGGGUCGCGGGGGCAGCAGCCUAAGCAGAGAAGCCCAGACUUCCCUCUCCCCAGCCACUUCGUCCAGUUCUUCCCGGGGGGUCCCGAGGCGUUCCCAGGCCAGCCGGGAGACAUAGUCUUCCCAACGUGUCCUGGGUCUUCCCCGUGGCCUCCUACCGGUCGGACGUGCCCCAAACACCUCCUUAGGGAGGCGUUGGGGUGGCCACCUCAUCUGGCUCCUCUCGAUGUGGAGGAGCAGCGGCUUUACUCUUGAGUUCCUCCCGGAUGGCAGAGCUUCUCACCCUAUCUCUAAGGGAGAAACCCGCCACCCGGUGGAG
Molecule: messenger RNA, 1111 nt
Organism: Nerophis lumbriciformis (worm pipefish)
Lineage: Eukaryota; Metazoa; Chordata; Actinopteri; Syngnathiformes; Syngnathidae
Gene: coa8
Product: cytochrome c oxidase assembly factor 8
Biological process (GO): intrinsic apoptotic signaling pathway
Cellular component (GO): mitochondrion
Source: RefSeq, a predicted model, not a curated record